This is a messenger RNA of Hibiscus syriacus, 1564 nucleotides long. RefSeq names its product adhesive plaque matrix protein-like. The coding region runs from base 1 to 1563 and encodes 520 amino acids. The record is from RefSeq and is a predicted model, not a curated record. The transcript has 2 exons. NCBI's taxonomy places the organism in Eukaryota, Viridiplantae, Streptophyta, Magnoliopsida, Malvales, Malvaceae.
AUGGGUAUUGCCUGUCCCUUGUUGGCUGCCUCCUUGCUUUUAUGUUCAUUGCUUGCCAUUGCUUCUGCCAAUGACUAUGGCGUUUAUGAUUCAUCCAAAACACAAGCUUAUGGUUAUGGUACUGCAAAGCCAGUCAACCAACAACAGGUGGAAAAGGAAGAGAAGACUGAUUAUGGCAGUAAGUCGAAUGUCUAUAAAUCACAGCCAGAAGAGAAGGGAAAGCCAUUGUUAGAAGCAACAGCAAGUAUCGGUUACGGCACAAAAUCAGCUUACAAACCACAACCAGAAAAGCCUGAUUAUGGCACUAAGCCAAACUCCUAUAAACCACAGCCAGAUCAAGAGAAAGAGAAGCCAAUGCCAGAAGAGACAGAAAAUUCUGGUUAUAGCACAAAACCAGAAAAGCCAGAGUCAAAACAGGAAGAAAAGCCAGAGUCAAAACAGGAAGAAAAGCCUGACUAUGGCACCAAGCCAAAUUACUAUGAACCACAGCCAGAUCAAGAGAAAGAGAAGCCAAUUCCAGAAGAGACAGAAAAGUCUAGUUACAGCAAGAAACCAAUCUACCAACCACAACCAGAAAAGCCAGAGUCAAAAGAGGAAGAAAAGCCUGAUUAUGGCACCAAGUCAAACUCCUAUAAACCACAACCAGAUCAAGAGAAAGAGAAGCCACUGCCAGAAGAGACAGAGAAGUCUGGUUACAGCACAAAACCAGUCUAUCAACCACAACCAGAAAAGCCAGAUUCAAAGCAGGAAGAAAAACCUGACUAUGGAACCAAGCCAAAUUACUAUAAACCACAGCCAAGUCAAGAGAAAGAGAAGCCAAUUCCAGAAGAGACAGAAAAUUCUGGUUAUAGCACAAAACCAGUUUAUUAUCAACCACAACCAGUAAAGCCAGAGUCAAAACAGGAAGAAAAGCCUGAUUAUGGCACCAAGCCAAACUACUAUAAACCACAGCCAGAAGAGACUGAAAAGCCUACUUACACCACGAAACCAAUCUACCAACCACAACCAGAAAAUGAAGAAAAACCUGGUUAUGACGCUAAAAAUGACUUCAAUCUGCAGCUACCAGAAGACAAAGAAAACCCAAAGUUAGAAAAUGAAGAACACCCAAAUUACAACGCAAACCCAGUCACGGAUUUCUACAAACCAAAACCUGAAGUUCUUCCCGUUGGUGUUGAAGGGCUUGUUUUAUGUAAAUCAGGUCCCAAGCAUUACCCAAUUCGAGGAGCUUUGACAAGGAUAACGUGUCUAACUGUUGAUGAAAAUGGGCACGAGAAGACUCACUCGGUUUGCAGCGGAGAAACUGAUGAACACGGUUACUUCUUGGCGAGAUUGUCUCCUUCAGGCCAUGACGACGUCGAUCUGUGGAGCAAGCUCAGAGAUUGCAAGGCGUUCCUUGAGAGCUCUCCGUUGGAGACCUGUAACGUUCCCGUGGAUGUCAACAAAGGCAUUAGUGGCGCUCCGCUUUCUGGUUUCCGUGUUCUCCAUCAUAUGGGGAUGAAGCUUUUCUCCGUGGGACCUUUCUUCUUCACCCCUCAACUUACUCCAGUCCCCAAUGGCUAUUAAA